UAAUUAUGCUAUAUGAUUAUGUGUAAAUAAUAUGUUUCCUGGGUUAAUGGUUGUUUCCGCAUGAUUUAUGUAAAUGUCAUAUGUAUCAUAACCUAACACAAAGUCCCCCGGAAAUGACAUAGAUGUGUUCUUGGAGCCGUUGAUCGAUGAACUUCAAGAGUUAUGGGAAGUUGGGGUGAAAACUUAUGAUUCACAUAGUCGCCAAAAUUUUAAUAUGAAGGCAGCGCUAUUGUGGACAAUGAGUGAUUUUCCUGCUUACGGGAAUCUGUCUGGUUGGAGUACUUGUGGUAAACUUGCUUGCCCAACAUGUCAUAAGCAUACUUGGCACAAGCGGUUAAAGCAUGGAUCGAAAGAAUGCUUUAAAGGUACUCGUAUGUUCUUGGAACCCGAUCAUAGGUGGAGAAAUGACAAGAAAUCUUUUGAUGGGGAAAAGGAGAGACGACCACCUCCUAUUCCUUUGUCAGGGGAUGAGAUAUUAGAGGCAUUUGAUGGUGUCCCCAAUGUGAUUUUUGGGAAGAAGCGAAAGAGAAGCGAUCGAUACUUGUUUGACCAAUGGAAGAAGUUGAGCAUCUUCUUUAGACUUCCUUAUUGGAGUAAGCUUUUGAUAAGACACAACUUAGAUGUCAUGCAUAUUGAAAAGAACAUUUGUGACAGUAUAUUAGGAACAAUACUUGAUAUUCCUAACAAGACAAAAGACACCUUGAAAGCUCGAAAGGAUUUGAAGGAGAUGAAUGUGCAUCAUAAUUUAAUUCCUAUUAAGAUAGGUGAUAAAUAUGUCAUCCCUAGAGCACCAUAUCAGUUGACAUCUAUAGAGAGGCGUAAAGUAUUGGAGUUCUUGUCCAAGGUUAAAGUGCCAGAUGGUUACUCUUCUAACAUAGCUCGAUGUGCAAGUAUGGAAGAUGGAAAAAUCUCAAACAUGAAAAGUCAUGAUUGUCAUGUGUUCUUGCAAGAUUUGCUUAAACCGGCAUUUCAAGGUAUCUUACCUAAGGAGGUGCUAGAACCUUUGGUUGAGCUUAGCUUAUUUUUUAAGCAAUUGUGUUCUAAAACUCUAAAAAUUGAUGUGUUGGAGAAGAUGGAAAAGAGUAUUGCAAUUACUCUUUGCAAGCUUGAAAAGGUAUUUGUUCCGGCUUUCUUUGAUAUUAUGGUCCACCUUCCAAUCCACUUGGCCAAUGAGGCCAAGAUAGCUGGCCCAGUGCAGUAUCGUUGGCAAUAUCGGUUUGAAAGGGAAAUGCACACAAUGAAACCUACUGUGAGUAACAAAGCACAACCAGAAGGCUCGAUAGCUAAUGCACGCAUAAUGGAAGAAUGUCUUUCCUUUAUAUCUAGAUAUCUAAAUGGGAUUGAGACCAAGUUCAAUCGCAUGAGUAGAAAUGACAUGGAUAGGCAAGAAUCUCUGUUGUUUAAGUUAUCAGUUUUCCAAAAGAAGGGGAAUCCACUAGGCAAAAGAACAUUUAAGCAAUUGAGCUUUUUGGAUUGGAAGCAAGCUCAAUUGUAUGUUCUGAUGAAUUGUCAAGAAGUACAACCAUUUAUAGGAGAGUACACCACUAUACAUGGGCCAAAACCAAGUCUAGUUGAUUGGUUUCGAUCUCAGAUUUGGAAGCUUUACACGGAGGGGGAUCCAAGAGUAACAACUGAGUUACUAUCAUUGUCACGAGGCCCGAGUAAGAGUGUGAAAAACUAUCAAGGAUACUAUGUAAAUGGGUAUCGCUUUCACACUAAGAAGCGUCAAAGAAGGCGAAAGACGCAAAAUAGUGGAGUAAUUGUUAAAGGAGAUGCAGAGAGUGGAGAAAAGGACUUCUUCGGGGUUUUGAAAGAAGUCAUAGAACUUGAAUAUGAUGCACCAAAUAGUGGGGAUACAGAACCUAUUGUGGUGUUAUUUCGAUGUGUUUGGUUUGAUGUUUAUCGGCGAGGGAUAAAAAGAGAUAAGUUUGGCGGCGUAAGUCUCAAUUUCAAAAAGUUCUUAGGGACCAAUGAGCCAUUUGCUAUGGCAUCUCAAGUAGGGCAAGUUUAUUAUGUUAGGGCACAUAAUGAGCCAGAUUGGAGAAUUGUUAUUAAGACUGUCCCUCGUAAUUUCUACAAUUUCCCUAUUGUUGAGGUAGAUGGCUCCGAUGAUGAUCAUGACGACGUUGGAUUGGACUUUGAAGUACCAAAUUCAGUGGAAGGUGAUGGAGAUGAUGGAGAUGAUGAUGAUGAUGAUGAUGUUCUCUUACCAAGAAAUGAUGUUCCUCCAGAGUUGGUGAAUGCAAGUGAUUUUGAGUUGGAAAAUGAGGUUGUGAAUGAAGAGGAAGAAGAAGAAGAAGAUAGUGAGCAAGAUGAGCAACGUGAGCUAGACGAUGAAGAAGAAGAAGAAGAAGAAAUCCCUGGGGGCUUGUAUGACUUGGACAGUGAAUAACUCAUCGGCUUGCUGCUAAGGAGCUUUUUUGUUUCUCAUUUAUGCUACUAGUUAUAUGUAUUCAGGACCUAAUUUGAAUUGGUUAAUCUUUAAUGGAACUUAAUAUUUCU
Messenger RNA from Spinacia oleracea (spinach), 2502 nucleotides. RefSeq lists its product as uncharacterized. Lineage: Eukaryota; Viridiplantae; Streptophyta; Magnoliopsida; Caryophyllales; Amaranthaceae. The record is from RefSeq and is a predicted model, not a curated record. The coding region runs from base 215 to 2392 and encodes 725 amino acids. The transcript has 4 exons.